This is a messenger RNA of Tachyglossus aculeatus (Australian echidna), 1508 nucleotides long. RefSeq names its product ribosomal protein S6 kinase B2 (gene RPS6KB2). The record is from RefSeq and is a predicted model, not a curated record. The coding region runs from base 28 to 1419 and encodes 463 amino acids. Gene Ontology annotation, biological process: protein phosphorylation; signal transduction. The transcript is spliced from 15 exons. Lineage: Eukaryota; Metazoa; Chordata; Mammalia; Monotremata; Tachyglossidae. Gene Ontology annotation, molecular function: protein serine/threonine kinase activity; ATP binding.
GUGACGUCACGGGCCCAAGGGCCCGCCAUGGCCGCCGUCUUCGACAUCGACCUGGAGACUGAGGAGGCCAGCGACGGGGACGGGGACCCCGAGCUCAGCCCCGCGGAUGUGGACGCCGAGCUCAGGGCCGCAGGCCUCGAGCCGGCGGGACGCUAUGAGGAAGUGGAGCUGUCCGAAAGCAGCGUGAACCCGGGCCCCGAGCGCAUCGGCCCGCACUGCUUCGAGUUGCUGCGUGUUUUGGGCAAAGGGGGCUAUGGAAAGGUGUUCCAGGUGCGAAAGGUGCAGGGAACGAACACGGGGAAGAUUUUCGCCAUGAAAGUCCUGAGGAAAGCCAAGAUCGUGUGUAACGCGAAAGACACGGCGCACACGCGUGCCGAGCGUAGCAUCCUGGAGGCGGUGAGGCACCCGUUCAUCGUGGAGCUGGUCUACGCCUUCCAGACCGGCGGCAAGCUGUACCUCAUCCUCGAGUGCCUCAGUGGCGGGGAGUUAUUCACGCACCUGGAGCGCGAGGGAAUCUUCAUGGAAGACACCGCCUGCUUUUACCUGGGCGAAAUCACCCUGGCCCUGGGCCACCUGCACUCCCAAGGCAUCAUCUACCGCGACCUCAAGCCCGAGAACAUCAUGCUCAACAGCCAGGGACACGUCAAGUUGACGGACUUCGGUCUGUGUAAGGAGUCCAUCCACGAGGGAUGCGUCACCCACACCUUCUGUGGCACCGUGGAGUACAUGGCCCCCGAGAUCCUGGUUCGCAGCGGCCACAACCGGGCCGUGGACUGGUGGAGCCUGGGCGCGCUGAUGUACGACAUGCUCACCGGAUCGCCGCCCUUCACCGCCGAGAACCGCAAGAAGACCGUCGACAAAAUCCUCAGGGGGAAACUGACGCUGCCUCCCUACCUCACGCCGGACGCCCGCGACCUCCUCAAAAAGUUUCUGAAGCGAAACCCCAGUCAGCGAGUCGGAGGCGGGGCCGGGGACGCCGCCGACGUGCAGAGACAGCCCUUCUUCCGCCACAUCAACUGGGACGAUCUCCUGGCUCGCCGAGUGGACCCUCCAUUCCGGCCCUGUCUGCAGUCCGAAGAGGACGUGAGUCAGUUCGACACGCGCUUCACGCGGCAGACGCCCGUGGACAGCCCGGACGGCGCGGCCCUCAGCGAGAGCGCGGACCAGGCCUUCUUGGGCUUCACGUACGUGGCCCCGUCGGUCCUAGAGAGCAUCAAGGAGGGCUUCUCUUACCAACGCAAACAGCGGUCGCCCCGCACCCCCGUCAGCCCCCUCAAGUUCUCCCCCUUCGAGGGGCUCAGACCCGCCGGCGCCGAGCUCCCGGACCCGCCGCCGGCCGCGGGCACGGCCCCCCUCCCCAUCCGGCCCCCGGCGGGCGCCAAGAAGGCCAAGAAGGGGCGAGGGCGCUGCGGCCGCUGAGGAGCCCGGCCCCGGGCCCACCCCCUGCCCGGAGGACGGUGGGGUCCGGGGGGUCCUGGGGGGGUCCUGGCGCUGCUCCCGCUGCCACU